Molecule: messenger RNA, 1572 nt
Organism: Doryrhamphus excisus (bluestripe pipefish)
Lineage: Eukaryota; Metazoa; Chordata; Actinopteri; Syngnathiformes; Syngnathidae
Product: myoblast determination protein 1 homolog
Biological process (GO): skeletal muscle cell differentiation; regulation of transcription by RNA polymerase II; positive regulation of skeletal muscle fiber development
Molecular function (GO): DNA-binding transcription factor activity, RNA polymerase II-specific; protein dimerization activity; RNA polymerase II cis-regulatory region sequence-specific DNA binding
Source: RefSeq, a predicted model, not a curated record
GUGGAGUCUACGUCACACAUCACACGCACGAACACGCAUGAGCACACAUUAACACACACGGACACACACCAGUACCGUUUUCCGCCUCCGAUUUGGUCUGGAUCUCGUUUCCGUUCGGGGCCGGUUCGGGUCAGGGUCGGAACCAGCAUGGAGUUGUCGGACAUCUCGUUCCCAAUGGCGGCGGCCGACGACUUCUACGACGACCCCUGCUUCAACACCAGCGACAUGCACUUCUUCGAGGACCUGGACCCCCGUCUGGUCCACGUGGGGCUCCUCAAGCCCGACGACUCGUCCUCCACCUCGUCGUCCCCGUCCUCGACGUCGCCCUCGUCCCACCACCAGCACCGCCAAGCGGACGAGGACGAGCACGUCCGAGCCCCCAGCGGGCACCACCAGGCGGGCCGCUGCCUGCUGUGGGCCUGCAAGGCCUGCAAGAGGAAGACCACCAACGCGGACCGCAGGAAGGCCGCCACGCUGCGGGAGCGCCGACGACUGAGCAAGGUCAACGAUGCCUUCGAGACCCUGAAGAGGUGCACGUCGGCCAACCCCAACCAGAGGCUACCCAAGGUGGAGAUCCUCCGCAACGCCAUCAGCUACAUCGAGUCCUUGCAGGCUCUGCUCCGGGGGGGUCACGACGACGGAUACUACCCGGUCAUCGAGCACUACAGCGGGGACUCGGACGCCUCCAGCCCCCGGUCCAACUGCUCGGACGGCAUGACGGACUUCAGCGGGCCCAGCUGCCCUUCCAACAGGAGGGGAGGCGCCUUCUUUACCGACACCCCCACCGGUUCCGCGAAGGCCGAGCGACCCUCGGUGGUCUCCAGCCUGGACUGUCUGUCCAGCAUCGUGGAGCGCAUCUCCACGGACGCCGGCGGAGGCCUUGCGGCGCCCGGGUCGCCGUCAGCUGACCUCCGCGCCGGCGGGGAGGCCUCCGUCCCGGGGCCCGCACAAGUCCCGUCCCCGACCGGCCUCCAGGACCCCGACCUCAUCUACCAAGUCCUAUAGAAGGGGGGAAAAGUCCGUCGCGGUCUGGAUGGCGUGUUUUAUUUUCUUCUCGUUUGUGGCAGACAUAUUUAAGUGUAUUUAAGUCGCUGCUAAAAAUGCAAAAUGGUCGACGCACUGCAACGCUUCCUUGUUUUCAGCCAAUCACGUGUUCUUCCUGUCUAUUUGCUGUUUGGCCACGCGUGAUGACGAUUGUAGUGACGAUGAAGUGUCAGUCAUCCACGUACAUUCCUCUUCAGCAGCUUCACGUUCUCCGUGGCCACACCAAAAGCCCAAAUCUGUCAAAAAAAAAACUAUUCCUGAGGCCUCCCAUUGGACUGAUGGCCUGAACGCAGCACAGCAGAGGACCAUUUGUCUUUGUACAGAUCCAAGGUGUAAAUAAGAUGUAUUUAAUGCUUUCCUUUUCUUCAACUUUAUAUUUAUACAUGUCAAACGUAGGAGUGACACUCUAAUAAAUACUUUAUUUAUACAAAUAACAUUUACACUGCAUUCAUUCUUUUUGUGUAAUUAUAUUAUUAUAAUAUUACGAAUAUUUGGAGCAUAAACGCACGUUUGCUUGAUUCGUUUGGA